Epinephelus moara (kelp grouper) is the source of this 1560-nucleotide messenger RNA. RefSeq names its product cholinergic receptor, muscarinic 4a (gene chrm4a). Gene Ontology annotation, molecular function: G protein-coupled serotonin receptor activity; G protein-coupled acetylcholine receptor activity. Lineage: Eukaryota; Metazoa; Chordata; Actinopteri; Perciformes; Serranidae. The coding region runs from base 127 to 1560 and encodes 477 amino acids. The transcript has 6 exons. Gene Ontology annotation, biological process: adenylate cyclase-inhibiting G protein-coupled acetylcholine receptor signaling pathway; G protein-coupled receptor signaling pathway, coupled to cyclic nucleotide second messenger; chemical synaptic transmission. Gene Ontology annotation, cellular component: plasma membrane; dendrite; synapse. The record is from RefSeq and is a predicted model, not a curated record.
UCAUCGGUCAUCCAAUCAGCUGACCUGUUCUCCAACACCUCCUGCAACAUUACCUCCAAUGAUUCAACAUUCUGCUCCUCUGUGGAUGAUGGAGCGGGGGCAGGAAGUCCAUAUAAAGCUCUGGAGAUGUUUUUUAUUGCCUUGGUGACAGGAUCCCUGAGCUUUGUGACUGUCACAGGAAACAUUUUAGUCAUGCUGUCCAUCAAAGUAAACCGCCACCUACAAACUGUCAAUAACUACUUCUUAUUUUCAUUAGCAUGCGCUGACUUGAUCAUUGGUGUUUUCAGCAUGAAUUUGUACACAGUCUACAUCAUUGUCGGCUACUGGCCACUUGGGCCAGUGGUCUGUGACUUGUGGUUAGCCUUAGAUUAUGUUGUCUCAAACGCCUCAGUGAUGAAUUUAUUGAUCAUCAGCUUCGAUCGCUAUUUCUGCGUGACCAAACCCCUAACAUAUCCGACAAGAAGGACAACCAAGAUGGCGGGGUUAAUGAUAGCCGCAGCAUGGAUCCUAUCGUUUAUCUUGUGGGCUCCUGCCAUCUUGUUCUGGCAGUUCAUCGUUGGACAGCGAACAGUGCCACCUGGAGAAUGUUAUAUUCAGUUCCUUUCGAACCCCGCUGUGACAUUUGGGACGGCUAUCGCAGCAUUCUAUCUUCCUGUCAUUAUUAUGACAGUCCUGUACAUCCACAUUUCCCUGGCCUCCAGGAGCCGGGUCUCCAAACACAAACCAGAGAAGAAAGAGAAGAAAGGAAUAAAAACUCCCAGCUUGAUGAAGAGUCACCUGUUAAAGCAGAACAACAACAAUGAGACCAGUCCUCAGGCCAGUCCCCGCUCCACUCCCAAACUCAGUCUGGACUCGACCACCACUGCGCUGGAGGCUGUGAAGAAUGGCAGAGUGGAGGAACCCAAACCUGUACUGCCACAGAUUCAAGCACAGCCCAGUCCAGGACUCACACAGGAGGAAAAAGAGAGCUCCAAUGAUUCGUCCACAGCUUUUAUUCCCCCCACAGAGCCAAAGGACAACACCAACAAUGAGGUGAUAUCUGAGGCAGCAACAAAUCCCAACCCAGUUGCCACGACAACGGCCAAUCCUGCAGCGUCAAAGAUGGGCUCAGCCUCGAGGUGGUCCAAGAUAAAGAUUGUAACGAAGCAGGCUGGGGAUGAAUGCAUCACAGCCAUAGAGAUUGUCCCCCCUGUAGAGGGAGCCGAGAGGCAUUCAAUACCAAUCAGCCGUCCUAGGACUGUGGCACGAAAGUUUGCAAGCAUCGCUCGGAGCCAAGUGAAGAGGAAAAGACAGAUGGCUGCCAGAGAAAAGAAAGUGACCAAGACCAUCUUUGCCAUCCUGCUGGCUUUCAUCAUCACAUGGACGCCGUAUAACGUCAUGGUGUUGAUCUCAACCUUCUGCCAAUCUUGUGUCCCCGACACUGUGUGGAUUAUUGGCUACUGGCUGUGUUAUGUCAACUCGACCAUCAACCCAGCUUGUUACGCACUGUGCAACGCCACAUUUAAAAAGACAUUCAAGAACCUGCUGCUGUGCCAGUAUAAAAAUAUAGGUACAAGAUGA